Rhodamnia argentea is the source of this 543-nucleotide messenger RNA. RefSeq names its product pectinesterase inhibitor 11-like. The record is from RefSeq and is a predicted model, not a curated record. The transcript is spliced from 2 exons. Gene Ontology annotation, molecular function: enzyme inhibitor activity. Gene Ontology annotation, biological process: negative regulation of catalytic activity. Lineage: Eukaryota; Viridiplantae; Streptophyta; Magnoliopsida; Myrtales; Myrtaceae. Bases 1 to 543 code for a protein of 180 amino acids.
AUGAAGGUGGCUGCUGCUGCUGAUGCUACCGCGAGCCCUUCCGCCGACACGAACUUCGUCGAGUCCUUGUGCAGCGCUGUGCGGUACCCCACGCUCUGCGUGCGGUCGCUCACGGCCCACGCCUCGGCCAUCGAGCAGAGCCCGCUGCAAUUGGCCCAGUCCCCCUUGGCGGAGAGCUUAUCCGGGGCUCGGUCCACCAGGCUCCUCUUGGUGAGAUCGAACAAGUUUAAGGGCCCGAAGGUGACGGAUUACAGAGCUAUAAGAGAAUGCUUUCAAUACAUGGACGACGCCGUGAACCUGCUCACGAAGUCGGUGAAGGAGAUUCAGAGCGCGGCCGAAUCGAAAGGCAAGUACUACCGGUGGCAUGUGAGCAAUGCCAAGACUUGGGUCGACUCUGCGGAGCAGGACUCGUACACUUGCUGCGAUGGGUACAUGGUCGGAUUGCAGAAUGGCCGGUUGAAGACUUCGACCCAGUCCCACGUGGCUGAUGCCGGACAGCUCACCAGCAACUCGCUCACUCUGAUCACGAAUUUGAGCCGGUGA